Messenger RNA from Scatophagus argus, 3368 nucleotides. RefSeq names its product RNA binding motif protein 24a (gene rbm24a). The transcript is spliced from 4 exons. The record is from RefSeq and is a predicted model, not a curated record. The coding region runs from base 371 to 1069 and encodes 232 amino acids. Lineage: Eukaryota; Metazoa; Chordata; Actinopteri; Scatophagidae. Gene Ontology annotation, cellular component: cytosol. Gene Ontology annotation, molecular function: mRNA 3'-UTR binding.
CGGGCAGAGAUGGACCAAAAGCUGGGUGGAGUUAGGAGCAACGCUUUUAGGAAUGGGUCCCUAACCUAUUUAGUUAGACAGCAGAGUUACUAAGAAGAGCUGGAAACACCUGAUGGUCUCUCUGGGACAAUCCGCUCCAUAUAACUCCCCUCUUAACUGUCGGAAGAUACAUCUACCUCCAGGCUUCAUUUUUGUCGAGUUUUUUGUUUUGUUUUCUCUUCUGCAAAAAGUCACAGAGCCAGCUGAUCCCACUUUCUCUCUCUCUGCCUCUCUCUGUCUCUCUCUCUUCAUCCAGAGAACUAACUGAUAAGGAGACAUUGCACUAUUCUUUUUUUGUUGUUGUUCCUAUUUAUUGUUCUUUGCACUAACGAUGCACACCACGCAAAAGGACACGACCUAUACGAAGAUUUUUGUCGGGGGUCUUCCCUACCACACCACGGAUUCAAGUCUCAGGAAAUAUUUUGAGGUGUUUGGUGAGAUUGAAGAAGCGGUGGUCAUUACCGACAGACAGACCGGGAAGUCUAGAGGUUAUGGAUUCGUGACGAUGGCUGACCGUUCGGCCGCAGACAGGGCCUGCAAGGACCCCAACCCAAUCAUUGACGGCAGGAAGGCCAACGUCAACCUGGCCUACCUGGGGGCCAAGCCUCGGGUGAUGCAGCCAGGUUUUACCUUUGGCGUUCCCCAAAUUCACCCUGCGUUCAUCCAAAGGCCUUAUGGCAUCCCGGCCCACUAUGUGUACCCUCAGGCCUUCGUACAGCCUAGUGUGGUCAUCCCUCACGUGCAACCUGCGGCCACUGCACCUGCCACCGCUUCCUCCCCCUACAUCGACUACACUGGAGCUGCCUAUGCGCAGUACUCUGCAGCUGCAGCCAGUGCUGCCGCCGCCGCCGCAUAUGAGCAGUAUCCCUACGCUGCAUCCCCUGCCGCCGCAGGCUACGUGGCUACUGCCGGCUAUGGCUAUGCAGUUCAGCAGCCUUUGGCCACUGCUGCCCCGGGCUCUGCCGCUGCUGCAGCUGCAGCCUUUGGUCAGUACCAGCCUCAGCAGCUGCAAAGCGACCGUAUGCAAUAGCAGCCACUGCAACCACGGGACAUGCAGAGUGAGGAGUGCUGCCCACAGCCACAGCUGAUUGGUUACGAGAAGGAGCAGCGAAGGAAAAGGAAAAGGGAGUGACCUUAAGGGUGGGCAUGUUAGCAACUCAGAGUCAGAGCUGCUUUAAAAAGGUGAAGAUGAUGAUGGUGAUAAUGGUGGUGGUAGUGAUGAUGAUGGUGAGGUGGAAACUUUUUACAGUAACUUUCCAACUUGCUGUGCUUCAACCAAAAAAAACGCAAAAAUGAAAAAAGUCGCAGAACAAAUAAUGGAAAAUGAUUUACUAUUAUUAUUGUUGUUGUUAUUACUAUAAUUAUUAUUAUUAUCAUUACUAUUAUUGUAGUAGAGUACUUAGUUCUAGAGAAGAAAUGCAGGAACUAAUCCCUGUGGUUGAUAUAGGUGUUGAACUAAGCCUUUAAGUCCAAUUGCUGUCUUUAACAUUAGUGUAGGAAACUGUUCUCUUUUUUAACUUGUGGUCAUCCACAAGUGUUUUUGGUUAUUUGAUGCCCUUUUAACAUUUAUAUUUAUUAGUGUUAUUGUUACACACUGGGGGCUCUUCUUGUUCUUUUUGUCUUUUUAAGUGCAUUUUUUGGAGUAAAUAUUUUCUGAUAAUCAGGGAAAUGGAACCGUUUCCAACGUGUUAGCUAUUAUGAUGUGACCUCUGUCAGGAAGUCGAAGAGUCGUAACUUGUCGUGUCACACCUAUUUGAAGUACUACCUUUUUAUCUUCCUGAUGCUGAAUGUCUCUUUUUUUACUCAGUGUCUCAACCUCUUGACCUAUGCAAAGCAAACAAAUCACCAGGAGACAAAAAAAGAAAAGAAACAAAAAACUGAAAAUGUCAUCAACUCUCUGACUCAAUUCUUGGACUAAAGAGGGACUUGGCAAACAAAACAAACGCACUGACAAAAGAAGAGGGGUUGAAAAUGGCUUCAGACAAUGAGAAACACCAAAUCAGUUGCUUUUCCACAUGUUUCACUCACACGUACACUGACACAUGCAUCCAGAGUUGCACACAUAGCAGUCAAAGACAAAGGCAGCACAGUUGUGUUUCUCUGUGGCUCUGGGAUGGAGAGAAAGAAAAAGAGAAAGAAAGAGGGAGAGAGAGCAGCAGCUGCUGGUGGGGGUGGACAGAGCCGCUUGAGCGCCACACAGACAGAUCACUCUGGAAAGAACGCAUCACUUGUGCUCGUUUGUUGAGCUGUCACAUUUUAAUCCCCGGUCGGGCCCAUUUGGGAACCAACUUCACACCCCUCCACCAAACACAGAGCCCCACAGCAGAGCCCCCCCCCCAACCCCCCUCAUCAUUCAGGCCUGCAGCUGUCAGCACUUCCACCUCUGUGCUGCUGUAGUCUGGUGUCAGGUACACACUCACAAACACACACACACUUUCACCAAAGCUGCCCCAGCAACUGGCCUGCCUCAUAUCUGUCAAAAACACAAGGUGGGGUGGAGAAGACGGGGCUUUGACUCUUUGACGUUACGUUGGUCUGUGUGCCUUACAUUUUUACUGCUAUUUAAGAGAAAAAGAAAAAGAAAAAAAGAGAGAAAUUUACUAUUUAAGAUAUUUAUUUUUGAGGGUUGACUAUGUUAAGGCUCUGAGAGUAGAGACUUAGUGGCGGUACUGUAUUAAUAUCAUUAUGUACUCAUCUCAAGGCAUAUAUAAGUUAUUGAUUAGUUUUAGUAAUAAUAUGGUUAUUAUUAUUAUCAUUAUUAUUAUUAUUAUUAUUAUUAACAUACUCAACCAAAAAUGUUGAUGUAGGAGUUAUUUAUGAUACUGUUAUGUGCACUGUACUUUUUUUUUUUUGAUUCUUUAAAACAUGACAUUACAUUUUAGCUUAAUGCCUUUAUGCCUUUUGUAGGGAAGAAACUUUAUUUAAAUGCAGGCCUGUUUUGCAUGCAGAUUGUACUCUGCCUCUUCUGUGUUUAGAAGAGAGGAAAAAAUAAUAAUAAUUUUCACAAAAAACAAGCAAAAAUGCUGCUUUCUCCACUAGAAUGUAUAGUCGUUGUCAAGAUUUCAGUAGUCGUGCUUCUUUUGCUUAAUAUUCAUCAGAUGGGCUAUUUUACACUGUUGGGAAUUUUUAUACUUGAACUAUUUCUUACAAGGGAAAUUUGAAAAAUAAAUGACAAAAAAACUUUUUAAGGAAGCUUUUCAUUGUCACUGAAUGGAGGCAUGUAAAGUGUUAGUAUUUAAAUGCAAAGGUCCUGUUAAUAUUAAAACCUUUACUUCAGAUUUUCAUCAACAUUUACUCAAAUUGGAAUAAAAUGUUCUUCAUUUAAAAAA